This is a messenger RNA of Funneliformis geosporum, 123 nucleotides long. The record is from the annotation of a GenBank genome assembly. Lineage: Eukaryota; Fungi; Glomeromycota; Glomeromycetes; Glomerales; Glomeraceae.
AUGGCAAAAGUAUUUACAGGUAUCAAGACCGGUUCAAUAACAUACUCUACUCAUCUAUCAGGAGCUGAUUUUAAUCAUGUAGUUCAUUUAAAUUCGGUUGGACCUCCUCGAAACGAAGUUAAC